AUGGAUUCAGACGGAAUGGCGAACAUGGUAUUAUUGAACAAGUGUGAUGAAAAUCAAUUAAUAAGAAACCUAAAAAAGCGAUUUCAAAAGGGAUUAAUCUAUACAUACAUUGGUGAUAUUUUAGUUAGCGUGAAUCCGUACAGAAUGUUAUCAAUAUACACCAACAAAUUAAUUUUCAAGUACUACAGCAAAAAUGACGUUGAAGAUAUGCCACAUGUUUUCGCAACAUCAGCUAAUGCAUUCAAAUCAUUGAACGAAUAUCAUCGAGAACAAUGUAUUUUAAUAUCAGGAGAAUCCGGUUCAGGAAAGACAGAAACGUCCAAAAAAGUUUUGCAAUUCAUCGCUACUGUAUCCCGUGGAGUUGAGACAAUUAAAGAUAAGCUUAUAGUGUCCAAUAUAGUUUUAGAAGCAUUCGGUAAUGCUAAAACUAUUAACAAUGAUAAUUCUAGUAGGUUUGGAAAGUAUAUGGAUGUCCAAUUUGACCAAUCAGGGCAACCUAUUGGUGGAAAUGUCUUGAACUAUUUACUAGAAAAAUCUCGAGUAGUAAAGCACAGAGGUCAAGAGAGAAAUUAUCAUAUAUUCUACCAGUUGAUAAAUGGAGCAGACGAAUACUUAACACAAUUACUUGAAAUUGAUAAAGAAGUAGAUUACUCUUAUUUAAAGCCUUAUGGAUACAAUUAUGACAAUAGCCACCCGCAAAAAAACCAUGACGAAGAAGAUUCAAUUAAGUAUAGAGAGACUUUAGAGGCAUUACAAGUACUCGAGUUUGAUCUAGAUGAAAAGAUGAAUAUUUUAAAAAUUGUCGCUAGCAUUUUGCACUUAGGAAACAUAAAAAUUAACCAGUGCGACGGAAAAUGUAAAAUCGAUAACACUAGCACAAUGCGGAUAGUUACUGAAUUGUUGGGCGUUCCAGAAGCAGAUUUAAACUUCGCUCUAACUAACAAAACAAUAGAAGCCAAUGGUGAAGUGAUACGAUCACAACUGGACUUGGAAACGUCAAUAUAUGCUAGAGACGCAUUGGCCAAAGCGAUUUAUAGUAGAUUGUUUGAAUGGUUAGUAUCACAUAUAAACAAAACUUUACAGCCUACAUCUAUAACUCCAAGGAAAACCAAUCGAAAUAACAAAACAAAAUCUAUUGGCAUACUCGAUAUUUAUGGAUUUGAAAUUUUACAAAACAACGGUUUCGAACAGUUUUGUAUCAACUAUUGCAAUGAAAAAAUGCAAAAAUUUUUUGUUGACAUGACACUUAAAGCAGAACAAGAAGAAUACCUGAGUGAAGGUGUUGAAUGGACACCAGUCAAGUAUUUUGACAACAAAAUCAUAUGUGAUAUGAUUGAAGAUAGAAAUAGAGGGAUCAUAUCGUGUUUGAACGAUGAAAACUUAAUACAAGCAGAUGCUUCAAGCGUAAAAUUCUUGCAUGAGUUAUCAGAGAGAAUCAAAGACCAUGAGUACUUUACUUGCUAUGAAUUAGCAGACUUACAGUCCAAGAAAAAAGCAAUAGCGCUUAUGGAAUUCGAAAUAGUUCAUUUUGCAGGCACAGUACGAUACGACGCGAGUGAUUUUCUGGAAAAAAAUAAUGACCCUCUGUUUUGUGACUUAAGUCAAGUAAUGUCAAAAUCUACUAAUGAAAUUAUUAAGGUGAUAUUUUCUGACUGCAAAACACCGAACAAAAAAAUACCAGAAACUACAUUAAAACAGUUUAAAAGAAGUUUGAAUCAACUCAUUAAAACACUUAUAACCAAACAACCAUCAUAUAUUAGAUGCAUCAAACCGAAUGACUUUAAAGACCCAACUGAAUUUAACUGGGAACUAGUUCGGAAUCAAGUUACGUUUCUUGGAUUGGGAGAAAUAUUACGAAUCCGAAAAGCAGGAUUUGCGUUUCGUGAUUUAUUUGUGUCAUUUCUCACAAGAUACAAGUGUUUAUGUCCAGAUACGUGGCCACAUUGGAACAAAAAGUUUAAGCCUGUUGAAGCAGUAAGACGUCUGAUUCAAUAUUUAGGAUUCACUGACAAUGAAUAUAAAAUUGGAAAAAAUAAAAUAUUAAUCAAACACCCAAAAACUGUGUUCGAUAUCGAAACUCGUUUUCAAAGUCAAAGACACAUAUUGGUUACCACAAUUCAGUCCUUAUGGAGAGGACAUAUAACUCGUAAGAGGUUCUUGAAGUUAAAGGAUGUUACCAUACAAUGUCAACGAAUAUUUAAAGAGCGACAACGACAAAGACGAUUACACAAAAUCAAAGAGUACGAAAUCGUUUCCGGACGAGUAAUAUUGAUUCAGAAAAAUGUCAGGCGAUUUUUGGCCAUCCGGAAAUACCGGAAAAUAUUAAACGCCAUGGCGGUUAUUCGAAAAUUUAUUAGAGGAUUUAUCACUAGGAAUGAACCUCCCAAUAAGUAUAACCAUCGGUUUAUAGGGUACAAGAGAGCAAGAUUUUUAAUAUCCUUAUCCAAAUCGCUCCCUAAAAACUUAAUAUCUGAUCAAUCAUGGCCCGAACCUCCAGAUUGUUGUUCUGAAGCUCUCUCGCAUAUUAAGAAGUUACAUCGCGUUUGGCUAUCUCAGGUUUAUCGAUUGGAGUUGGGCAAAAACCCAGAAUUAUACGAACAGUUGAAAUUUAAGCUUCAUGCAUCUGAUAUUUUUAAAGGGAAGAAAGCUUCUUACCCUGAAAGUGUACGCUACAAAUUUCAAGUGAAUCGCGAUGGAUUUAUGACAGAUUUUAAAUUAUCCACUUCGUCAAAUGAUUUUGAUGAAGGAACUAUAAAUGAAUACCUAUACGCUUCAUGGAUAACAAAAUUUGAUAGGAGGGGAUAUAAGCCUAGAAAAAGAUUGUUAAUCGUAACCAAGGAUGUCCUGGUAUUUGUAGAAAAAACAGAUAAGUAUAGCAAAACAAAAGACGUGGUGCCCUUAAAGUAUAUUUCAGGUUUGCAGAUGACCAACGGAUUGGACAAUUUUUUGCUAAUUUCUGUGUCCAAUCAACUGGAAUUUUCGAAAGGUGACAUUUUAUUGGAAGUUCCAUACUUGAUAGAAUUUGUAACAGUUAUUGCAAAAAGAAUAUGCGGUCAAGUGGAAUUUGCUGAUAUGCAAAGAAACGUCUAUAUGCAACACCGUAUUAAAAACAUGAAAAAUCCAGGAACAAUAGAUUUUAUAUUAGUCGGUGACUGUAAGCAAAAGGGCGUAAUUAGCAGAGGAAAUAAAGGACAUCUGACCAUAACAGGAUAAAUAAUGUUUGAUUUCAAAAAAAUGAAAUGGAGAAGUUCUUAAAGAGAUUUUAACUAAUAUAACUUCAUACAAUGAAAAAUUAAUAAUUUUAUAUAUUUUAUUAACGUGA
Molecule: messenger RNA, 3322 nt
Organism: Daktulosphaira vitifoliae (grape phylloxera)
Lineage: Eukaryota; Metazoa; Arthropoda; Insecta; Hemiptera; Phylloxeridae
Gene: Myo61F
Product: unconventional myosin IC
Exons: 19
Coding region: 1-3213 (1070 amino acids)
Biological process (GO): actin filament organization; vesicle transport along actin filament
Cellular component (GO): vesicle; plasma membrane; myosin complex
Molecular function (GO): actin filament binding; ATP binding; microfilament motor activity
Source: RefSeq, a predicted model, not a curated record